GGUUAAUGCCUCUGGGGAGCCAGGAGUCUUCAGACAGCCUCGCAGCAGAGAUUGUUACACCCGAAAUCAGGGAGAAACUUAUUCGUCUUCAGCAUGAGAAUAAGAUGUUAAAAAUCAAUCAGGAAGGGUCAGACAAUGAGAAAAUCGCCUUAUUGCAGAGCCUUCUGGAUGAUGCAAACCUGCGCAAGAAUGAGCUGGAGACAGAGAACAGGCUUGUGAAUCAGAGACUUCUAGAAGUACAGUCACAAGUAGAAGAACUACAAAAGUCUUUGCAAGAUCAAGGCUCAAAAGCAGAAGAUUCAGUUCUUCUAAAAAAGAAGCUUGAAGAACAUCUAGAGAAGCUGCAUGAAGCCAACAAUGAAUUACAGAAAAAGAGAGCCAUUAUUGAAGAUCUUGAGCCAAGAUUUAACAACAGCUCCUUAAGAAUUGAAGAACUGCAAGAAGCUUUACGGAAGAAAGAAGAAGAAAUGAAACAAAUGGAAGAACGCUAUAAAAAAUAUUUAGAGAAAGCCAAAAGUGUUAUCCGUACAUUAGACCCUAAACAGAAUCAAGGAGCAGCACCAGAAAUACAAGCUCUUAAAAACCAACUACAAGAACGGGAUCGGCUGUUUCACUCAUUAGAGAAAGAAUAUGAGAAAACAAAGAGUCAAAGAGACAUGGAGGAGAAGUACAUUGUUAGUGCCUGGUACAAUAUGGGAAUGACUCUACAUAAAAAGGCGGCUGAAGACAGACUGGCUAGCACAGGUUCAGGGCAGUCAUUUCUAGCUAGGCAAAGACAAGCAACCAGCACAAGAAGAUCCUACCCAGGCCAUGUCCAGCCAGCCACAGCAAGGUAGAGAGGUCUUACCAUGAGGAAUUUUUAAAAAGCAUACUUCUGUUAUAUAUAACAACAUUUCAGGAAAUUCAGCCAGCUUAGUUUAUUUCUCUCCUGUGUUAAUAUUUAGUGUUUCUCGUGUGAGGAUUUUUCUCUCUCUUAUAUCUUUUAGUUUCUUUGGCCCUUACUUUAUGGUCUUUUCAGUUCCUUUUAAUGUGCCAAAAAUUUGUAAAUGUACAAUUAAAAGUGUUGUAUAAUAGUGUAAUACUUUUCUUUGUAUGAAAUGUCUUCUUCCCCAUUUGUGUGGGCUUUGUAAAGAAUCAGAUUUUCUGCCAAUAAUUGAUACACAAUUUAUAUUCUUUAUCGUGCCUACUGUGUUACCAUACUUUAUAAGAACGUCUUUGUUUAAAGGGAAUUAAUCUUUUUAUGGUGUAUUAAUCUGUGUUUUCGAUUGUUUUCCAAAUGCACUUCAGAUAACUUAAAUAUUUACUGUACUAUAUGAAGUGGUGUCAAGUGCACUUUUUGCAAAGACAACUACAUCGGCAGAGGUGCUGGUUAGAGAGAUCUGUGGCACCUGGCAGGAUCAUUCAGAGGGGAGAAAUUAGACUUCUUCUAAGAUUUGGAGUUUGUUUUGAAAACAUAUGUAAAAUUUCAUUAUUUCCUGCUGUCUUGUUUGCUGGCAGAAGUGAAAUGGCGCAGAUAUUUGGGUAGAAAAUACAAAGGAUAAAAUUUGGCCGGAUUUUUUUUUUCUUCUCUUGGAAUAUCAUGAAUAGCUAAGAAUCAGAUUCUAACCAUGCACUUUUAAUUGCUCUCCACAUGUAAAAUAUUUAUUUUUCAUAUAGGUAGCCUUAUUUUGGGGGCAGUUCUUUGACUUAAGCCUCAAAUGUUUUAUAGAUUCUGUGAGCUUUUCCUUUUCUCAGUUAAUCCUGAUAGCUAACGUCUUAAUAUCACUCCUUAAGAUCAGUAUGUGACUUUCUGUAUGUAAUAUUAUGAUAGGACCCCUUACAGUUUCUCUCUACUCUCCCUACAAGUCCAAGAACUGAUAACAGGAGAGAUUUUUCUUGGGUAUUUGGUUGUUCAAAGUGCUUACAUUGUAUGCCACAUUUAUUUACAUAGAUGAAUGCCUGUUAAGCAAUCAUAUGAAGCACCUUGUCUAAGGAAUUAUAUAAUUUUAAAC
Messenger RNA from Psammomys obesus (fat sand rat), 1991 nucleotides. Its product is annotated as protein Hook homolog 3. Gene Ontology annotation, biological process: cytoskeleton-dependent intracellular transport; cytoplasmic microtubule organization. NCBI's taxonomy places the organism in Eukaryota, Metazoa, Chordata, Mammalia, Rodentia, Muridae. Gene Ontology annotation, molecular function: microtubule binding; dynein light intermediate chain binding. The record is from RefSeq and is a predicted model, not a curated record. Gene Ontology annotation, cellular component: cytoplasm; centrosome.